Messenger RNA from Anguilla rostrata (American eel), 2530 nucleotides. RefSeq names its product NADP-dependent malic enzyme-like. Bases 271 to 2133 code for a protein of 620 amino acids. The transcript is spliced from 15 exons. Gene Ontology annotation, biological process: malate metabolic process; pyruvate metabolic process. NCBI's taxonomy places the organism in Eukaryota, Metazoa, Chordata, Actinopteri, Anguilliformes, Anguillidae. Gene Ontology annotation, molecular function: NAD binding; malate dehydrogenase (decarboxylating) (NADP+) activity. Gene Ontology annotation, cellular component: mitochondrion. The record is from RefSeq and is a predicted model, not a curated record.
AAACGCUUGCUUUUUAUUUGGCGCCCGAGCGCUGGUCAGGCCCACUGGAUUCGCCGUCUCAUUGGCAGAUUGUAGGCAAAAGGCGGGUCUACGGGAGGAGCCUGUGGGAAGUGAAUGUGUCAAUGUCAAACAGCGAAACGAGCCUGGAUCAGCUGUUUCGGAAGAUUACGGCUACGUCCAGUGAUAAAGCCUCUAGGGACAGACAGGUAGGUACCAAGAGUGCAAACCGUCUGGUGGCAGACGCCGAGGAGCGCAUCUUAUCAAGGAAACAUGAAUACACUACCGAGAAAAAGCGUGCUUGCACUGUGCAGAAACGCCAGUAACUGCGUCGUGAAAAUGCUUUCCGGUCAUGCGGGUCACCCUGCAGCCUGCUCGACCGGCAGAGCAUGUCUCGGAGGAGUGAGGGUUUGUCACUCCGGGACCGGACACUCCAAAAGCAAGAACAGCGUCAGCACCAAGAAGCGUGGCUAUGACAUCACUAGGAACCCGCACUUGAACAAGGGCAUGGCUUUCACCCUGGAGGAGAGGCAGCAGCUGGGGAUCCACGGCCUGCUGCCCCCCUGCUUCCUCACGCAGGACGUCCAGGUGCUGAGGGUCAUGAAGAGCUACGAGAUACGCAGCAACCCCCUCGACAAGUACAUCCUGCUCAUGACCCUCCAGGACAGGAACGAGAAGCUCUUUUACCGCCUGCUGACCUCAGACAUUGAAGAAUUCAUGCCCAUCGUUUACACCCCCACUGUGGGACUGGCCUGCCAGCAGUACGGCCUGGCCUUCAGGAGACCACGGGGGCUCUUUAUUACCAUUCAUGACAAGGGACACAUCGCCACAAUGCUGAACUCCUGGCCGGAGGAGGACAUCAAGGCCAUCGUGGUCACCGAUGGGGAGCGGAUCCUUGGACUGGGUGACCUGGGCAGCUACGGCAUGGGCAUCCCAGUGGGCAAGCUGGCUCUCUACACCGCAUGCGGAGGAGUACCACCCCAGCAGUGCCUGCCUGUGCUGCUGGACGUGGGCACCGACAAUCAGGUGCUCCUGGACGACCCCCUGUACAUUGGGCUGAAGCACAAGCGCGUGCGGGGCAAGGAGUACGACGACCUCAUCGACGAGUUCAUGCAGGCCGUCACUGACAAGUACGGAAUGAACUGCCUGAUUCAGUUUGAGGACUUUGCCAACAGCAACGCCUUCCGCAUCCUCAACAAGUACCGCAACCGCUACUGCACCUUCAACGAUGACAUCCAAGGCACGGCCUCUGUCGCUGUAGCUGGUAUCCUAGCAGCCCUCAGGGUCACAAAGAACAAACUUUCUGACCACAAGUUUGUGUUCCAAGGAGCAGGAGAGGCUGCUUUGGGGAUUGCUCACCUGCUCAUCAUGGCUAUGUGUAAGGAAGGCAUCCCUCACGAUGAGGCUGCAAAGAGGAUAUGGAUGGUGGACUCCAGGGGACUCAUCGUCAAGGGCAGAGGUCAUCUGAACCACGAGAAGGAGGAGUUUGCUCAUGAGCACCCUCACGUGAAGACCCUGGAGGAGGUGGUGCAGAUCAUCAAGCCCACCGCGAUCAUAGGCGUGGCGGCCGUCACUGGGGCGUUCACGGAGAAGAUCAUUAAGGACAUGGCCUCCUUCAACGAGAGGCCCAUCAUCUUCGCUCUCAGCAACCCCACCAGCAAGGCCGAGUGCACCGCGGAGCAGUGCUACCAGCUGACCGAGGGUCGAGGCAUAUUUGCGAGUGGAAGCCCCUUUGACAAGGUGACCCUGGCAGAUGGGCGCACCUUCUACCCCGGCCAGGGCAACAAUGCCUACGUGUUCCCGGGCGUGGCGCUCGGCGUGAUCGCCUGCGGAGUGCGGCACAUCUCUGACGAAAUCUUCCUCACCACAGCCGAGGCAAUAGCAGAGAUGGUGACCGAGGAGAACCUAGCAGAAGGGAGACUGUACCCUCCUCUCAGCAACAUUAGGGAGGUGUCCUUCAAAAUUGCUGUUAAGCUGGUGGACCACGCCUACAGGAAUGGCAUCGCCUCCUUGUACCCUGAACCUAAAGACAAGGAGGCCUUCGUCCUGUCCCAUGUCUACAGCCCUGACUACGACUCCUUCACCUUGGACACCUACAACUGGCCCCCGGCGGCAAUGACAGUCCAGGAUGUGUAAACGAUGACAAAACCGACUUUCUUUCAGGGGACUGGUAAAGCCACAAUGCUCCUUCUUUCCUUUUCUCUGCCAUGCACUCCCACUUACCCAGCAAUGUAACUCUAGUUGCCACAGUAACACUCCUGUGAUGUCAUCACCUUAGGCAGUGCAACUCCAGUUGCCAUAGGAACAUUCCUGUGAUGUCAUCACCCUGGGCUAGUGAAUGCUGCUCUCACCCUAUACUUCCUGUUCCUCUCUCCUUCCUGUAGGACUGCUGUUUCUUCGUUUUGUUUUUUUUUCUACUCCCUCACAAUUUUCUCUUUCCUUAAUAUUCAUCUCCCCCACUAAUCACACUCCUGAGUUUUGGGCAAAUUACUGUUUCUCCAGUCCCAAAGGAUCUACUCUAAUACUUUGGGGG